CGCCAGUGAUUGCUUCUGUUUCUGACGUAGGGGGAAGGAAGUAAGUUGUUAAGUAAUGUUUUGAGAAGAAAAUUUAACGUGUUCUCGUUAUGAGCUUUUGAAAUUGAUAAAGCUCAAUGCGGAUUGUUCACCAGGACGACAGCAGAAAUAUGAAAAGUGAAGUCCGUAAAAGUCACCACCAUAGUCGUCAUCGCCAUCAUGAGCGCCAUUCUAAACAUAAACGACGGCAGGAGAGUUCAUCGAAAACAGCCACUGAUGACGCAUCCCCAGCUCCUGUUCCGUCAGAUACGUCGGGAAGUGAGAGAUGUUUUCCUGUUGCCAAGGACCAAUCUGGUGCUAGUGGCAGUGAAUCUCCCGAAAACGUUGCACGGAAACGGCGACCAAGGGACGGUGAAAACACGCGUUGUGAUGUGAUGACAAUUUCAAUUAGUGACACUGAUAACGACGCAGAAGGAGAUGAAGAGAAAGCCAAGAGAAGAAAGAAGCACAGGCACAAAGAAAAAAAGAAGAGAAAACAUUGCAGGAAACAUAGGCAGGAAGACGAUCACACAGCCAAUCAUUUAAGUGAAUCGCGAAGAAAACGUGAUGGGGAAACUGAUAAUGACCAUUCGCCUGAUCAUCAGCAUGAACAACAGAUGCUAGUGAGAGUGAAACAGGAGCCACUAAGCAGUGAUGAAGAGCUAAGACGCCGUCAAAGAGCAAAGGACCACAAACAAUCAGCAGACGUUAACGACAGGAACUGGCAUUCCAACAGCAGUCACAACAGUUUGAGGCCAGACCAUCGUAUAAAGGAGGAACCCCGUGAUCGCUCUAGUUCUGGUGAGCGAAAGCCCCACCCAGAGCUACUUAGACGUGUUAAGCCAGAGAGGAGGAAUGGAACCAGUGAAGAUCACCACAGCCACAGAGAUCGCAGGAAUGGCCGGGUGAACGGUGAAUCGUCAUCAUCCGUAAAGACUGAAAGGGAUGAUGAUUCUCGUUCAAGGAGCAGGAGCAGAAGACGGAGGAACGAUGAACAGGAGGAGCGAUCCAGGGACCAUGUAGGUGAUUCACGGGAAGGUCCUCGCCGAAUAAAACGUGAGCGUCCCACCGAAGACGAGAAGGAGUACGAGUGGGGCAAGUCUGACAACAAACAGGCUGCAAAUAACAACUCUGGAGGCCCUUCCUCAGCUGAGGAUAAGAAGAAGCCAAACUUUGGCCUGUCAGGGAAACUGACAGAAGAUGUCAAUGUUUACAAUGGUGUUGUUAUCAAGUACAGCGAGCCUCCAGAAGCUCGCAAGCCGAAACGUCGGUGGCGAUUUUACCCAUUCAAAGGCGAUGAGGCAUUGCCCACGCUGUACCUUCACAGACAGUCUGCAUUCCUGAUUGGCCGUGAUAGAAAGGUGGCUGAUAUCCCUGUGGACCACCCAUCGUGUUCGAAGCAGCACGCAGCCCUGCAGUAUAGACUUGUGCCUUUCACUCGAGAAGAUGGAACAAAAGGCAAGAGAGUGCGACCGUACAUCAUCGACUUGGACUCUGCUAACGGCACGUACGUGAACAAUAAGCGUAUUGAGGCACGGAAGUACGUGGAACUGAUGGAGCGAGAUGUUAUUAAAUUUGGAUACAGCUCAAGAGAUUAUGUUUUGUUACACGAGCACAGCAAAGGCGACGAAGAAGACGACGAUCAGAAUGGGUAGUCACAAAUGGCUGUCCGGGAGAUACUUUGAAGGAAGGUAGUUGCCUGUUUUAUUGAACUGGUUAGUUAACGUUUACUUGAAUGGGUGAAAAAAAAGUGAUUCAUUUGUUGAUAUUGUUGAAUGAGCUCCAUUCAUCUAGACCACUUUGUCAUAUUGUGCCCACUAGGCAAAAAUUUCCACUGAUUAAUGACAGCGCUAGACUGCCUCAUUUUGUAUCACGUUGGUUGUGAUUCAUCAGAAUCGGUCAUUAAACCUCAACAAUGGCA
Molecule: messenger RNA, 1939 nt
Organism: Schistocerca americana (American grasshopper)
Lineage: Eukaryota; Metazoa; Arthropoda; Insecta; Orthoptera; Acrididae
Product: smad nuclear-interacting protein 1
Exons: 5
Coding region: 117-1673 (518 amino acids)
Biological process (GO): miRNA processing
Cellular component (GO): nucleus
Molecular function (GO): mRNA binding; protein binding
Source: RefSeq, a predicted model, not a curated record